Molecule: messenger RNA, 1384 nt
Organism: Tripterygium wilfordii
Lineage: Eukaryota; Viridiplantae; Streptophyta; Magnoliopsida; Celastrales; Celastraceae
Exons: 1
Coding region: 94-1155 (353 amino acids)
Source: RefSeq, a predicted model, not a curated record
AAAAUACCCGACACAUUGCACUUCAUCAAACUUGAAAGGUAUUGAAGAAGCAAAACAAGUUGACAUAAAGUGAAGAAGAGAAACAGAGGAGAUAUGAAAGGAAGAGAUCAAGCCAAAGGAGCUGCUCCACCAGCUGAUCUACUGGUAUGUUUUCCUUCACGAUCCCAUUUAUCAUUGAUGACGCCGAAGCGCGUUUGCAGUCCAGCAAGGCCGUCAGAGCCCAACAAGCGCCAGCACAACCACCACCACCGCCACCACAAUCACCAAUUGAGGAAAUCAGGAACCAGAGGAGGCGGUGCCGGUCAAGCGAGUCCUCUGUUAUGGUCCAAGAACAAGCAAAUUGGGUCGGAGAUCUCCGAGCCCACAUCUCCCAAAGUCACAUGUGCAGGGCAGAUCAAAGUGAGGCCCAAGUCCAGUGCAUGCAAGAGCUGGCAAUCUGUAAUGGAAGAAAUUGAGAGAAUUCACAGCAACAGGAAUCGCAAGAAGAGAUCAAAUUGGGUUGAGUCACUUGGAUUCAAGAAGGAGAUUAUGCAAUUCUUGACUUGCUUGAGAAGCAUUCGAUUCGACCUUAGCUGUUUCGGUAAUUUUCCUCGAGCAGAAAUCACAAGUGAUGAUGAUGAAGAAGAAGAAGUAGAUGAAGUACAUCAUGAAAGCAACGAAAAUGUUGUGGGAACUGAUGAGAAUUCAGGAACAGUAUUUUCUAAAUGGUACAUGGUUCUACAAGAAAAUCAGGGAAAUGGGUUUUGCAGAGAAGAGAGAAAACAGAGGAAUUCCUGUUUUGAUGAAUCUGCGGAGUCUGUCGAAGGUGCAAGUUCUGUUCCUCCUCCAAAUGCUCUGUUGCUUAUGAGGUGUAGGUCUGCUCCUGCUAAGAGUUGGCUAGAAGAGAAAGAAGAGCAAGAACAAGGAGUAGACGAGGAAACUGAAGAUAAAGAAAAUGAAAAACAAGAAGAAGAAAAAGAAAAAGUGAAAGAGGAGAAGAAAAGCAGGAAUUUAAGGUCAUUAAUGGAAGAAGAGAAGAUAAACAACAAACAGAACUUGGCAGUGAUGAGAUACAACACUGAUUUCUACAAACUUUCAUCUGAUAUUGCAAAGGAAACAUGGGUUGUUGGUGGAAUGAGAGAUCUAUUGUCACGAAGUCGAAGUUGGAAGAGAUGAUGAUUUAAAUCUCUGUUUUUCAUUACUUGUAUAUUUUUCCUGUUUGUCAGAUUUUUUUUAAAAUGUCGUUCUUGUGAGGAAAUCGGAUAGGAUCCCAAUAAACAUUAAACACUAGCUUACAUUUUUACCUUUUUUUGAUACGAUUUGAGGUACAUGUAUAACUGUUUUUCUUGGAAAAGAUUUUCCUGCCAUUUUACAUUUUACAGUGUACCAUUCCAUUUGUAUAAAU